Molecule: messenger RNA, 852 nt
Organism: Tarenaya hassleriana
Lineage: Eukaryota; Viridiplantae; Streptophyta; Magnoliopsida; Brassicales; Cleomaceae
Product: osmotin-like protein OSM34
Exons: 2
Coding region: 6-737 (243 amino acids)
Biological process (GO): defense response
Cellular component (GO): extracellular region
Source: RefSeq, a predicted model, not a curated record
UAAAGAUGGCACAAGUACUCUCAUUCUCUACUUUCAUCUCCACCACUCUUCUCCUCAUCUCCGCCGUUGCAGCCACCACAUUCGAGAUCCGUAACCAAUGCGGGUACACGGUUUGGGCCGCCGCCAGUCCCGGAGGCGGUCGCCGUCUAGACCCUGGCCAAACAUGGAUGCUAAGCGUGGCCCCGGGCACCAAAAUGGCUCGUAUUUGGGGUCGGACCAAUUGUAACUUCGACGCGUCAGGACGAGGCCGAUGCCAGACGGGAGACUGCACCGGCGGGUUACAAUGCACCGGUUGGGGCCAACCACCGAACACUCUUGCUGAAUAUGCUUUGAAUCAAUUCAACAAUCGAGAUUUCUAUGAUAUUUCACUCGUCGAUGGAUUCAACAUCCCCAUGGAUUUUAGUCCUACAAACCCGGGCUGUCACCGGAUUCUGUGCAACGCCGACAUAAACGGGCAGUGUCCGGGACCGUUGAGAGCACCAGGUGGCUGUAACAAUCCUUGUACGGUGUUCAAGACCAACGAAUAUUGCUGCACGGCCGGACAGGGAUCGUGCGGACCGACCCCUUACUCGAGAUUUUUCAAGGACCGAUGCCGUGAUUCUUACAGUUACCCACAAGACGACCCCUCGAGCACCUUCACUUGCCCUAGCGGAAGUACUAACUACAGGGUUGUGUUUUGCCCUUGGGGAAGUAGUGGACUCGACGAGUUUCCCCUUGAAAUGGUCGUUGAGGAAUAGACUCCAUAUAUGUGUGUGCAUGGAGUUUAUGUGUAACGUAUGUAUGAUAUUCACUCGCGUGGUCGUCAUAUGUAUAUAUACAUAUAUAUAUAUAUAUAUAUAUAUAUAUAUAUAU